AUGCGAAAUAGUGCCUCAAAUAUGUGCAAAUUUUUACGAUUAGUUUCCGAGAAAUCGCGGAAAUGUAUGAUUGGAAUGAAUGUUAACAAUCAUUUCGCCAAAAAAAAAGGAAAAAAAGCAUUCAAUUAUGCUUCAGAUAGUAACUAUAGCAAUAAGUUUGUACUUGCUGGUAUUGCUUCUGUUGCUAACAUUUUGAACGGAAGCCAUAAUCAUCAGGAAAGGUCAAGGGUCAAGAGAUGA
This is a messenger RNA of Brugia pahangi, 240 nucleotides long. The record is from the annotation of a GenBank genome assembly. NCBI's taxonomy places the organism in Eukaryota, Metazoa, Nematoda, Chromadorea, Rhabditida, Onchocercidae.